UGGACCGGAAGUGGGAGCGGGUACCUGUCAAAUUCGGGUACCCGCUCCCACAUCCGGUCCGAUCGCUUAGGCGAUCGGAAGCAGAAGGUGUCCUCCCUCCCUCCCUGUAGUCUUUUGUGACACGUGACAGAUCCAGAAGACUACAGGACCAUUCUUGAAGUGUAGCGCUACUCGCACAUGUGCAGUGGGUACCUGGCUGUGAAGCCGCAAGUAUCGCAGCCGGGUGCCCACACUGAAGAUGCCGGCCUCCUGGAAUCCAGGACGGCACUAUGGGACUGAGGG
Staurois parvus is the source of this 282-nucleotide messenger RNA. The record is from the annotation of a GenBank genome assembly. Lineage: Eukaryota; Metazoa; Chordata; Amphibia; Anura; Ranidae.